Neogale vison (American mink) is the source of this 2481-nucleotide messenger RNA. RefSeq names its product F-box and leucine rich repeat protein 13 (gene FBXL13). Gene Ontology annotation, molecular function: protein binding. NCBI's taxonomy places the organism in Eukaryota, Metazoa, Chordata, Mammalia, Carnivora, Mustelidae. The transcript is spliced from 21 exons. Bases 1 to 2481 code for a protein of 826 amino acids. Gene Ontology annotation, biological process: SCF-dependent proteasomal ubiquitin-dependent protein catabolic process. Gene Ontology annotation, cellular component: SCF ubiquitin ligase complex. The record is from RefSeq and is a predicted model, not a curated record.
AUGGCCUCGCUACGCACUGCCAGCCCCCGGCUGAGGAACUACUUCAAGGAGAACUACAUUCCUCAGGUCUGCGAGGCUCUGUUAUGCGGCCUACUUAUUACAUGUCCUGAGGAUCCCCUGAAAUAUUUACAGAAAAUGAUCAUUACUAUCAUGGAAAAUGGUCUUGAAAGUCUUCUCUGGGAUAUGUGCAUCGAUCCAUCAAUGAGGCCAAAAAUUCGGAGAUUGUCUGAAACGUACAUGGAGCAACUCUUUGGGCUGGAUGAUCAGCUGAUGACUCCGGAAAUGAUGAUAAAAGCAUGUACUUUUUAUACUGGACAUUUAGUAAAGACCCACUUUUGCACAUGGAGAGACAUAGCAAUACCUCUUAUAAGUGAAGAUGAACUGGCUGAAAAGAUGGAAAAAGCUAGAGAAUAUGACAAUUUCAGACUUCAAAAAUACAUCUUUCGUCUCUGGCACUCUUAUACAGAAGGUCAAAAAAAACUACUUACAGUUACACUAGUGCGGAUACGAAGGAUGUGCUGCCGUUACAAGCUAUUAGCUAUCCUAACCAAGUGGAGGGAUAAAGCACAGCAUAAGUAUAAGAAGAGAGAAGAGGAGCUGAUAUUAAAACAUGAACUUCAGUUGCUGAAAUGGAGAAGCAAGUUAAAAUGCAACGCUGUUGCUAAGGAAGAAUUCCCAUUUCCUGAACACAGUGCAUCUGAAGUCUCUCUUGGAAGUGAGGUUCCUGAAUGUGACAUUUCGCUGUUCCCCGAAAGAGUGAUCUCACGGAUUUUCGCCUACCUCACUUUAAGAGAUAUAAUAAUAUGUGGUCAAGUUUGUCACUCCUGGAUGCUGAUGACACAAGGAAGCUCAUUAUGGAAUAGUAUUGAUUUUUCUGCAGUAAAAAAUAUAAUCACAGAUAAAUAUAUAGUGUCAACUUUGCAAAGGUGGCGUCUAAAUGUGCUGCGUUUGAAUUUUCGUGGUUGUGUUCUCCGACUGAAAACCUUGAGAUCUGUCAGCCUCUGUAGAAAUCUGCAAGAGCUGAACGUCUCUGACUGUCCAACACUCACAGAUGAAUCAAUGAGAUACAUCUCUGAGGGCUGUCCUGGGGUCCUGUACCUCAAUCUAUCUAACACCACCAUCACAAACAGGACAAUGCGAAUCCUGCCCAGGUACUUCCAGAAUUUACAGAAUCUUAGUUUGGCUUAUUGCAGAAAGUUCACAGACAAAGGUUUACGGUACCUGAAUUUGGGGAAUGGAUGCCACAAGCUCAUGUAUUUGGACCUUUCCGGCUGCACCCAGAUUUCAGUCCAGGGCUUCAGGAACAUUGCAAACAGCUGCACUGGAAUUAUGCAUCUGACCAUCAACGACAUGCCGACGCUAACGGACAACUGUGUAAAAGCUUUAGUUGAAAAGUGCCCUCGUAUUACAUCAAUAGUUUUCAUUGGUGCUCCUCAUAUCUCCGACUGUGCUUUUAAAGCUCUUUCUACUUGUAAGCUCAGAAAGAUCCGAUUUGAAGGAAAUAAAAGGAUUACUGAUGCAUGCUUCAAAUUUAUAGACAAAAAUUAUCCAAAUAUCAAUCACAUUUACAUGGCAGACUGCAAGAGAAUAACAAAUGGGAGCCUUAAGUCACUUUCACCUUUGAAGCAACUGACUGUGUUGAAUUUGGCAAAUUGUAUAAGAAUUGGUGAUAUGGGACUAAAGCAAUUUCUUGAUGGUCCUGUGAGCAUAAGGAUAAGAGAGCUAAAUUUAAGUAACUGUAUCCACCUGAGUGAUGUCUCUAUUGUGAAACUAUCAGAGCGCUGCCCUAAUUUAAACUACUUGAGUUUACGAAAUUGUGAAUAUUUGACUGACCUAGGAAUUGAAUAUAUGGUAAACAUCUUUUCCUUGCUGUCAGUAGAUCUCUCUGGAACACACAUCUCUAAUGAGGGUUUGAUGAUACUUUCCAGACAUAAAAAAUUAAAGGAACUUUCUCUAUCUGAGUGUUAUAAAAUCACCGAUGUCGGAAUUACGGCAUUCUGCAAAGGCUCAUUGAUCUUAGAACAUUUGGAUGUCUCUUAUUGCCCCCAGCUGACAGAUGAGAUUAUUAAAGCAUUGGCCAUUUAUUGCAUUUGCCUCACAUCUCUCAGCGUUGCUGGCUGUCCAAAGAUUACAGACUCAGCGAUGGAGGUGUUAUCAGCAAAAUGCCAUUACUUGCAUAUUUUGGAUAUUUCUGGUUGUGUCCUGCUUACUGACCAAAUGCUUGAGGACCUUCAGAGAGGCUGCAAACAACUUCGAAUCCUUAAGAUGCAAUACUGCAGGUGUAUUUCCAAGGAGGCAGCAAAGAGAAUGUCGUCUAUAGUUCAGCAGCAGGAAUAUAACCCUAGUGACCCUCCGUUUUGGUUUGGCUAUGAUUAUGAAGGCAAGCCCCUUAAAAAACAAAACGAGGAAACACCACUUAAAGGAGAUGAAGAAGUCAUACUGACAGAGUCAACACACAAUAGUGAAGAGGAACUAGCAUGA